Gigantopelta aegis is the source of this 1737-nucleotide messenger RNA. RefSeq names its product zinc finger protein 726-like. Bases 442 to 1563 code for a protein of 373 amino acids. The record is from RefSeq and is a predicted model, not a curated record. Gene Ontology annotation, biological process: regulation of cytokine production; negative regulation of transcription by RNA polymerase II; regulation of immune system process. The transcript has 2 exons. NCBI's taxonomy places the organism in Eukaryota, Metazoa, Mollusca, Gastropoda, Neomphalida, Peltospiridae.
GUUAGACGCUGGUGAAACUGUUCCUUUGUUAGAAGCUGGUGAAACUGUUCGAUUGAGUGCAGAACUUGUUGGUUUAGUUUUGCCAGUUUUAUAGCUAGUAUCAUCUACACAACUACGUUCUGAUGCACCUCUCAUACUACACCUGUGUAGUGAAGAUGCGACCUGGAUAAAUACAGAAAUACAGGGAAAAACACCCACCAAGUGCUGAAGACUGUUCACAGAAACAUAUCUAAUAAUGUCAGCCACUGGCGAUAACAGAGGUCUCAAAUGUGAAGUGUGCACAAAAUAUGUCGUAAGCAAAUCCAAGCUAGAAGCACACAUGCGCGUACAUACCGGCGAGAAACCGUUCAAAUGUGAAGUGUGCACAAAAUAUGUCGCAAGCAAAUCCAAGCUAGAAGCACACAUGCGCGUACAUACCGGCGAGAAACCGUUCAACAGCAUAUGUUCAUUAUUCAUAGCAGUGACAAUCCUUACACAUGUGAAGUAUGCACAAAACGUUUUACAAGCAAUUCCACCUUAAAAGAACAUAUGUUGGUUCAUACCGGUACUGGUGAAAAACCUUUCAAAUGUGACGUGUGCACAAAACGAUUUACAUGGAGUUGGACCUUAAAACAGCAUAUGCUCAUACAUAGCAGUGACAAUCCUUACAAAUGUGAAGUAUGCACAAAACGUUUUACAUCCAAUACCGGCUUUAAAUAUCAUAUGUUGAUUCAUACUGGUGAAAAAUCUUUUGAAUGUGACGUGUGCAUAAAACGUGUUACCAAAGGUACCACUUUAAAACUACAUAUGUUGAAUCACACAGGUGGAAAAUCUUUCAAAUGUGAAGUGUGCGCAGACUAUUUCACAUGCAGUUCCUCAUUGAAGAAUCAUAUGGUCACUCACAGUGAAAAAACAUUCAAAUGCGAAGUGUGCACAAAAUGUUUUAUAAGCAGUGGCAACUUGAAACUGCACAUGUUAAGUGACACUGGUACUAAAAGCUUCAAAUGUGAAGUGUGCACAAAAUGUUACGCAUACAGUUCCAGCUUAAAACAGCAUAUGACUAUUCAUACCGGGGAAGAAGGAUUUCCGUGUGAAGUGUGCACCAAACGUUUUACUCAGAUUGGAAACUUAAAAUAUCAUAUGAUGAUUCAUACUGGCAGAAAACCAUUUGAAUGUGAAGUGUGCACAAGGCAGUUUGCAUGGGCUUGUACCUUGAAAGAACGUAUGUUAAUUCAUACUGGAGAGAAACCUUUCAAAUGUGAAACGUGCAAAAAAUGUUUUAGAUGUAAAUCCCUCUUAAAAAGGCAUAUGGUCAUUCAUAAUAGUGAAAAAGGUUUCAAAUGCGAAGUGUGCACACAAUGUUUUAAACACAGUGAGAGCUUACAGCAACAUAUGUUGAUUCAUACUGGCGAAAGACCUUUCAAAUGUGAAGUGUGCUCAAAACGUUUUGCACAUAGGCUAAGUUUAAAGGGGCAUAUGUUGAUUCAUACUGGUGAAAAACUUUACAAAUGUGAAAUGUGCACAAAAUGCUUUACACAGAAUCCCAGCUUAAAACACCAUACGUUGAGUCAUACUGGUAACUAACUUUAGUAAUGGGAAGUGUGCGCAUAACGUUUUAUUCGCAGGCACAGCAUAAAACGACGUUGAUUCAUACUAAAUGAAUGAAUGAAUGAAUGAAUGUUUAACGACACCCCAGCACGAAAAAUACAUCGGCUAUUGGGUGUCAAACUAUGGUAAUGCAAAUAAAUAAAGUGAUGA